UAAAAAUUUUCAAAAUUCCAAAUUUGCAAAAUUAAUAUUUCGCCUUUUUUUUCAUUUCAAUUCGGUAAUAAAAUGGCAGCCACAAAUUGGAAUAAAUCUAAAAUCGUUUGCAUUACUGAAGAAAGCUCACCGGCCAUUGAAAAUAGCUUCAGUACAGGUACAGAUCUUUAUGUUGUAAAACUUCAAAACAUGCGUACCAUAAUCGAGGUGCGUCGUUUUAUGUACAGCAAAUUACUUCCAAAUGGUACUAUCCUACCACUUGACUUUUCAACCAACAAUACACAUUUCAUUGAUGAUUAUAUCAACUAUUGUAAGACGUUAGUAGAACCUACACGUAGUGUCUUCCCAACUACAGCACCAAACAUAAUUAUACCAAGAACCAACUUUAUUAAUGUAGAAGAAAAGAGAAAUCAAACAACAUCUAUGGCAAAUAUGUCGAAAGUGAAUGCUCAAACGCAGACAAUAUGUACACGUAGCAUAAGUACUUCAACUGAUCCUGAGAAAAAAGUCAGAUUUGUUUUCCCCAGAAAAAAAACUCGGAAUUGCUGUUCCUCAGACAACGACCUUUUUAAAAGACCAAGGAAGAUGUUAAUCUUUAGAUCAGCAACUAAUUUGAAAAUUGGAAAUAAAAACUGUAAAGGAAAUGCUUGUAAUGAAUCUGAGAGCUGAAUUAGUUCAUUAAGUUGUCAAUAUGUGAACCUUUUGAAAAACAAAAAGAGAUGCAAAAUAUUCAUAAUAAUAAAGAGGUAGCAUUUAAUAUAUCCACCUUUUUUUAUAACAACUGUGUGUAGUAGCUUUCAAAAAUUCUUUCUUAAGUAACCCGCAUAUUAGAGGUACUAUUAAAUUGUUCAUUCCAAUAAAGAUGUUUUUUUCAAAGUGUUAUUCAAAAGUUUAUAGAUAUUGAACACUGCGUGAAAACUGCAUUAUUUAUACUUGAUCUGGAAUAUAAGGCGGAUGAUCUUCAGAUGUGUAUUAAUAUCAUUUGCUUAUUUAUAGAGCAGUAGGAGUCAAUAGGUGGGAAGAAAACAUUCCCCCACCUAGGACGAAAAUAUUUACUUAUUAAGAACUGAUGACGAUAAACAAAUGAUAAACAAUAAACAUUUUUUGGGGGUAUUUUAUAUGCCGGACGCAUUCGUUCAAAUUGCAAAUAAAAAUUUCUGACUGGAAUUCGAUUAAAUUUUAAAUUUCUUUUAAAUUAUGAAAAUUAUUUAAAAAAAGAAAACAAACAUAAUAUAUUACAAAACCGUAAACAAUUUAGUGUGUAAUGCGAAUUUGCGUAACUUUUGACCAUGAUCCGAAUAAACCCGUUCCACGAAAUCUUCAUGAACGACUGAAUGCCCUCUGCACAAUGAGUCCACAACAAAGUCUGAUGACUAGUGAAUUGUGAUAUCAAUUGUUUCGACCAAAAUCU
This is a messenger RNA of Teleopsis dalmanni, 1411 nucleotides long. RefSeq lists its product as uncharacterized. Bases 73 to 669 code for a protein of 198 amino acids. The record is from RefSeq and is a predicted model, not a curated record. The transcript has 6 exons. Lineage: Eukaryota; Metazoa; Arthropoda; Insecta; Diptera; Diopsidae.